AUGUCCAAUCUUUCAAAGUUAGAGUUUGUGGCUCUUGACAUUUCGGGAAAAAAUUAUCUAUCAUGGAUUUUGGAUGCGGAGAUUCAUUUGGAUGCUAUGGGUCUUGGAGACACCAUAAAAGAUGGAAAUAAGGGAUCUUUACAAAAUCAUGCAAAAGCAAUGAUAUUCAUUCGUCACCAUCUUCAUGAAGCAUUGAAAAUUGAAUAUUUGACAAUUAAAGAUCCACUUGAGCUAUGGAAUAAUUUGAAGGAAAGGUAUAGCCAUUAUAAAACUGUGAUUCUUCCAAAUGCUCGUUAUGAAUGGAUUCAUUUACGUUUACAAGAUUUUAAAUCUCAGCAAUAUAGAGAGAAAGGUUUUAAGAAAUAUUCUGAGUUGAUUACAUGUCUUCUGGUGGCUGAGCAAAAUAACGAGCUUUUGAUGAAAAAUCAUGAGAUCCGUCCAACUGGUGCUAGUCCAAUCCCUGAAGUGAAUGAGAUAACUGGUAAAAAUGAUAAACGACAGCACAGACAAAAAUUUAAUCAUGGUCGUGGUCGUGGCCGUGGUCGUGGUCGUCGAUACGGAAAUGAUCGAUCUGAAGAAAAUCAUGAUGGUUAUAAUAAAAGAAACACAACAACUCACCAGAAGUGGGUUAACAAUAAUGUCCAUCAAAAGUGGACAAAUGACAAUGGUAAAAGGGUUCAAAGUGGACAAGAUAAUGACGAAAAGAAAUCAGAAAAUUCAUGUUAUAGAUGUGACAUGAAAGGACAUUGGUCACGUACUUGUCGUACGCCAAAAUACUUUAUUGAUCUCUACCAAGCCUCUUUAAAGGGCAAGACAAAAGAUAUAGAGACAAAUAUUGUCUUUCAAGACAAUAAUAUAAUUGUUGGUCCUUCUAUGACAACACAUUUGGAUGUUUCUGAUUUUCUUUACAGAUCCUGA
This is a messenger RNA of Zingiber officinale, 918 nucleotides long. RefSeq lists its product as uncharacterized. Bases 1 to 918 code for a protein of 305 amino acids. Lineage: Eukaryota; Viridiplantae; Streptophyta; Magnoliopsida; Zingiberales; Zingiberaceae. Gene Ontology annotation, molecular function: nucleic acid binding; zinc ion binding. The transcript has 2 exons. The record is from RefSeq and is a predicted model, not a curated record.